Molecule: messenger RNA, 1894 nt
Organism: Tigriopus californicus
Lineage: Eukaryota; Metazoa; Arthropoda; Copepoda; Harpacticoida; Harpacticidae
Gene: tank
Product: etoposide-induced protein 2.4 homolog
Exons: 1
Coding region: 408-1652 (414 amino acids)
Biological process (GO): macroautophagy
Cellular component (GO): endoplasmic reticulum
Source: RefSeq, a predicted model, not a curated record
UCAACUACUCGUACGUACGUUUGUCGUCAUCGCUCUCGUAGUUUAGUCUGGUAGUAUAUAGUAUACGUAUACUAGUGUUGCGACUUGCCAGUGAGUGUGUGGCAGAGAGAAAGAAGGAAAGAAAGAAAGAAAGAAAGAAAGAGAGAAAAAAGUCGUCUGUGUCGUCUUUGUAGCACUGACCGGAUCCAAACCAGCGCAGCAUAAACAAGUGCGUUAUAUUUCAAUCCCGCCCUAAUCCUGCCCUCCGGCUAUUCGAUUCAUGGUCCGGCCCUCUGUACGGGUCCAGGUGAUUGGUCCAGUUGUGGAUCGAGCCAGGGUGAGCAGCGAGCUCCGGCUUUCCCCGAUCUUUCGAUCUCUCGAUUUCUCCUUCGGUGGGCGUCGUCUCGCUCGUACAUGGAAAGCCCAUUAUGAGUGUGCGAGCCGGUCAUCUGUCCCAGCCCGCCCCUGGGUCUGUUCGCGGGAUGCCUCUAGUUAGGCCGUCGCAGACAUCGCAGGCUUUUACCUCGCCUUCGCGGGGCGUGUCCUUGAGCAGUAUGGGUCAGAUGGUGGGCUCUUUCCUGCGCGGCUUUGUUCACAGUCUCAAAGGGGCCCUGCACAUCUUCCUACUGGAUCAAAACCGCCUCCAUCUCAAGCAGGAACGACAGAUUCGGCCAGAUAUCCACCGGGAGCGCCUGCUCAACCGGAACAGUCCGGUGCGCGACCACGAACUCUUUGCCAAAAAACGGGCCCUGGAACGGCGGGAAAAGCUGCUCAAUCCGCCUUGUUCCAGCUCCGCCCCGGCGGGUGGGGCGUCGCUGAGCGGGCUCGAUCCGUCUCGCUCGCCCUCCCAUUUGACUGCUCAUGAGCCUAGUUUACUUCAUCGGACCCUCAAGUGCUGCCUUUUUAACGGUGGCUUCUUCUGGCUGUCGAUCUUGAUCUUUGAACAGCUCGUUCUACCCGUGAUCACUUGGUUGGCUUUGAGCUUGGGUGAGAUCCCGGCCGACUCCUGGGCCCACUGGAUGCAGCCCGUGCUCUCGCUCAUCUUUUCCACCUUUUGGGUCCUCCCGCUGUUCUUGCUGAGCAAAGUGGUCAACGCCAUUUGGUUUCAAGAUAUUGCCAAUUCCGCCUUCAAGUUCUCCCAAGGUCGACCUCAAAUGAUGUCGUCCUUGUCGGUGAUGGUGGCCGACACCAUCUAUUCGUUGGCAGUAGAAACGGUAUUUCUAGCGCAAACCGCCCUCGUCAGCUUAGUGCCCAUCAUUAUGAUUGGACGGACCUUGGCCCUUGUCCAUUUGUGCCUGCUCAAUGCUCUCUACUGUUUUGAGUACAAGUGGUUCAACCAGGGCUUGGAACUUCACCGCCGAUUGCAUUUUGUGGAGCAAGACUGGCCUUACUUUCUUGGCUUUGGGCUGCCUCUGGCGUUGAUCACGAGUGCGCCCUCAAGUCUGGUGGUCCGGGGCUGUGUAUUUGCUAUGAUUUUCCCGCUUUUCAUUGUCAGUGCAAAUCAAGCUAUUGUGAUAGCGCCUCAGUUUGACAUGCCACUCCGCAUCUUCCGCCCAACCAUGACCAUCAGCAACUACUUGUUCUCGCGCACUUUGCCCGCACAGCAACAGCCAACCAAAAAUCCCUCCUUGUCCAGAUCUAGUGGGGAUUUGUUGGGCCCUCGGCUCCGAUAAAAGAGUGGGGUCCGGAAUCUUACCUGGAUCGCGUUGAAGGAUCGUAGGCACAUGGGUCCCCAGAUCAUCAAUCUUUUCACCCGUUUGUUACGGAAAACUUGGAUGCUUACAUCAAACGAAAGCGAACUUGGGUCCUUGCUCCUGACUUGGAUGGUAUGGUAGCAACUCUUUGCAUUAUCUUCAUACAGUACAUACACACAGUCAAAUAAAUAAGUAAUACACUCUGAAUGAUUGAACAAUCA